Molecule: messenger RNA, 3472 nt
Organism: Cheilinus undulatus (humphead wrasse)
Lineage: Eukaryota; Metazoa; Chordata; Actinopteri; Labriformes; Labridae
Product: eosinophil peroxidase-like
Exons: 13
Coding region: 1-2661 (886 amino acids)
Biological process (GO): response to oxidative stress
Molecular function (GO): protein binding; heme binding; peroxidase activity
Source: RefSeq, a predicted model, not a curated record
AUGAGGUGGUUUCUGUGCCUGCUGGUAGCAGCCUUCUACCUGAUGCACCUGGAUGCACAGUCCGCUCUGAGCAGGAGUGAGAUCCAGCGUGUUGUUGCCUUGGCAAAGGAGAAAGUGGAUGCAGACUAUAGUUAUUCCCGGAGAGUGUCCCUGGACCGUGUUCGCCGGAACACAGCAAAACCAGCGGAUAUCUUACGUCUGCUGAAACAGCCAGCAGGUCGAGCACGUAUAGCCGUGCGUGCAGCUGACUAUUUUGAACAGGCGGUAAAGAUGAUGCAGGGUAACGCUGGAAGACGCCGGAGGAGGUCGAUAAAUGCAACUGACGAAAUCACUGAAGACCAACUGAAGGUGAUCUCUGAGCUGACUGGCUGUGCUGCACGCUCUCGCCCCCCCCAGUGCAUGAAACAAUUAGACAUGUUCCGCACGGCAGACAACUCCUGCAACAACAGGGAAAACCCACGAUGGGGAUCCUCCAACACACCUUUCGCACGCUGGUUACCUUCAGAGUACCAGGACGGUGAAUCUUUUCCUAAAGGAUGGGACCCUGACAGGAAAGUCAACGGUUAUCUUCUUCCCAUGGUUAGAGAGGUGUCCAACCAGAUUUUGAAAACAAGAAACUCUGACGUGGUGGAUGAUCCACUCUACACUCACCUGUUGACCAUCUUUGGUCAGUGGACAGACCAUGACCUGACCUUUACUCCUCACUCUCCCGUCAUCCGCUCCUUCAGUAACGGCAUCGACUGUGAUAAGAGCUGUGAUCGCACUGAGCCCUGCUUCCCCAUUAUGUUUCCCUACGACGACCACCGCUCAGACUCAGAGAUGUGCAUCCCCUUCUUCCGUUCUGCAGCAGCCUGUGGUUCCGGAAACACCGGCCAUUUUUUUGGUGCAAGCACAAUCCGCCGGCAGAUAAACACUCUGACAUCUUUCAUCGAUGUAGGCCAGGUGUACGGUUCAGAUGAUACCAAGGCAAUGUACCUCAGAGACCUCUCCACAGAGGAGGGGCUGCUGAGGGUCAACACAGAAUACGACGACAAUGGCCGAGAGCUCCUGCCAUUCACCAACAUGGGUGCAAACAUGUGUGCCACUCGAGCCAAGAUCACCAAUGACAGCAAUGCAGAGGAGGUUCCAUGUUUUCUAGCUGGUGAUGAGCGUACAAAUGAGAACAUUGGUCUGACGUCUUUGCACACACUUUUGAUGCGUGAGCACAACCGCCUGGCUCGUGCUUUGGCCAAACUCAAUCCUCACUGGACGGGGGAGAGGCUCUAUCAGGAGGCACGCAAAAUUAUGGGGGCAUACUUCCAGAUUUUCACUUUCAGAGAUUACUUGGGCCUAAUCGUCGGUCCAAAUGUAACGGCUCACAAGCUGUCAGCAUACCCUGGUUACGAUGAGACUAUCGACCCUAGCAUCUCCAAUGUCUUUGCCACAGCUGCCUACAGAUUCGGUCAUACGAUGGUGCAGCCAUUCAUGUUCCGUCUGAAUGAGAAAUAUGAAGAGCAUCCUGAAUACCCAAGCCCACUGCUGCACAGAGCUUUCUUCACACCAUGGAGGGUCAUCUUUGAAGGUGGUUUGGACCCUAUCCUGAGAGGCCUGGUUGGUCGUCAGGCAAAGAUGAAUGAGCAGGAUGGGAUGAUGCACGAUGAACUGAGGGACCUGCUGUUUAAGUUCUCUAGUGAGCUGGCCCUCGACCUUGGUGCUCUCAACAUGCAGCGAGGAAGAGACCAUGGACUCCCAGGCUAUAACAAAUGGCGGGAGUUUUGUGGCCUGUCCCAGCCCAAAAAUUUAAAAGAGCUGGCUGACGUUAUGCAAAACAGAGAACUUGCCAGAAAGUUCCUGGAGCUUUAUGGCACAGCCGACAACAUUGAUGUGUGGCUGGGAGGAGCCGCUGAGCCGGUUGUGGAAAAGGGGAGAGUCGGACCACUGUUCGCCUGCCUGAUUGCCACCCAGUUCCAGAGGAUUCGCCAAGGAGACCGGUUCUGGUGGGAGAAUGAGAAAGUCUUCACUUAUGACCAAAAGAAGUCACUGAGGGAAGCAUCACUGGCCAGAAUAAUUUGUGACAACACUGGAAUCACUGAAGUGCCAGCACAUCCUUUCCUGUACCGCCCUCGAGGAGACGGCUACACCCAGUGUGAUGACAUACCUGCCCUUGACCUCGAUCCAUGGGAGGAGGAAAUGGGACAAAAAGGGCGUGGUCGCAGAGGACAAAGAGGGCCUCGAGGUCCUAAGGGUAUGGCAGGCCCGCCAGGCCCUCAAGGACCCCCCGGCCCAGCGGGACCACCAGGAAACACUCAUCACAUUGCUUUCUCUGUGCGACUUGGCAACGACCGCCCCCAGCCUGGAAAGCCGAUCGCUUUCCAUGACGUCAUUUACAACGAGCAGGACAGUUACGACAUCAAAACGGGGUACUUCACCUGCGCUGAGCCCGGUGUUUAUAUGUUCACGUUCUCCUGUACCAUCAGUCAGCUAGCAGCCAACGUGGAUCUGAUGCACAACGGAAAACUGCUCCUGCACUCAUACACCACCUAUGACAGGGGUUCCUCCACUGCCAGUGGCACCGUGUUUGUGCGUCUAAGUAAGGGAGACACAGUGUGCCUGACAGUCCAGCACGGUGCAAACGGUCUCACCAAAGACAGCAUCUUCUCAGGAACUUACCUCUUCGAUUAGAACUGGACCUUUCCAAAUACAGCUGUUGAACCCAUGAGAUCAUCAUAGUGCUGUUAUAAGCCUGUUGCUCCAGCUAUGUGCAACAUUUUACUCGUCCUGAAUUAGGCCGUACACACACCUGAUACAACCUCAUACGGAUUUUUGUUCGAAUCUACACCUCUUUAAUGCAGCAUUGAGUGAAAUAAAUCCAGUCUCAAUCACCAAUCUGGAUUGUGUAUAUAAGCAUCAGGCAAGUCUGAACAUUCAGGGUUAUUUUUUUUUUAAUCUUUGUCAGCCUUCUGCCUCUUCAGGCACUCUAAAUACUCCAAUAUGAAGUCUCAGGUUGAUUAUUGCUGUGAGUUUUGUGAAGCCAUCUUUGUAUAAAGCUAUGAAACUAAUGGGAAAGUUCCCCCUGAUUGAUGCCAGACAAAUAUCUUGCCUUUUUUGAAUGGAUUUUUCUAAAAUGUGCACAAUAUUCAAACCUAUGAUUGUAUUAAAGCUUUGUUUUAAAUGAAGGGGUGUCCAAACUUAACCUACUGUUGUAGUGUGAAAGAAGGGCAUAAUCUAAUAUACCUAACUACUGAAAACAAUGUGAAAUACAUAGGGAUUCCUGUUUAAAUCUGUGUAUCAUCAUUUUGAUUUUUAUAUUAAUAAUAUUUAUAUAUUUUCUAUUGAGUGAAUCACUUUUUGAAAUCAUCUUUUCUUCUUUUUUUUUCUGAAAACUAUGCACUACUGUAAAGCAGUUACAGCCUAACUACUAAAUGAAUGUAAUCUUGAAAUAAGCUGCAAUGAAGAGAGCUUUGAUUAUUAAAAUGUUGUUUUUAAAUCUUUG